GGGGCCCGUAGCUUCGAGUCUGGAGGCUGGAGGUGGAACUCUGGGGGAGAAGGCAGCACAGAGUGAGAGGCCGAGAAAGAUGGUUUCGAGUACGACGACGAUAGUGAAUACAUACCCUCUCUCAAGCUAUACUUUCGGAACGAAGGAGCCCAAGAUGGAGAAAGAUACUUCUGUAGCUGAUCGUCUUGCUCGUAUGAAAGUCAACUACAUGAAAGAAGGCAUGCGGACGAGUGUUGAAGCAAUUCUACUGGUACAGGAGCAUAACCAUCCUCAUAUACUGCUUCUGCAAAUUGGAAACACCUUUUGCAAGCUUCCUGGUGGGCGUCUAAAGCCUGGAGAGAAUGAAAUUGAGGGUUUGAAACGGAAACUCUCUAGCAAACUUGCCACUAAUUCUACAGCUCUUCAACCAGAUUGGCAGAUCGGGGAGUGUGUCGCUGUCUGGUGGAGGCCAAACUUUGAAACUAUAAUGUACCCCUACUGUCCUCCCCAUAUCACAAAGCCGAAGGAAUGUAAGAAGCUUUUCCUUGUUCACUUGUCUGAGAGGGAUUACUUUGCAGUUCCAAAAAACUUGAAACUGUUAGCUGUUCCACUGUUUGAGCUUUAUGAUAACGUUCAGAGAUAUGGACCGGUUAUCUCCACCAUCCCACAGCAGCUGUCCAGAUUCCAGUUCAACAUGAUCAAUGCAUGAAGAAGCAGAAUGUAGAGGAAUUUAUUUAGGCCGGGGCCUAAAUUAUCAAUUAAUUGGUUUGAGUGAGGACACAGUUUUGCAGAUAGACAUACAACUGAAACUAAUCAAAGUCGACCUUAUUUUCUGCACAGACAGUAUAUACUCGGUCCUUAUAAGGACUUGUAUCCUUCCAUUUUCUGAUAAACUGGUUCAUCUUGUUUGAGUUGGUGUACUUGUAUAAUGCUUAGGUCCUGAAUGUGAAUGCUACUCCUUGUAUGGUAAUUGAAGAGCUGUUUGUGUCUUUGUGGU
This is a messenger RNA of Telopea speciosissima, 976 nucleotides long. Its product is annotated as pre-mRNA cleavage factor Im 25 kDa subunit 2-like. Gene Ontology annotation, cellular component: mRNA cleavage factor complex. NCBI's taxonomy places the organism in Eukaryota, Viridiplantae, Streptophyta, Magnoliopsida, Proteales, Proteaceae. The transcript is spliced from 7 exons. The record is from RefSeq and is a predicted model, not a curated record. Gene Ontology annotation, molecular function: mRNA binding. Bases 80 to 688 code for a protein of 202 amino acids.